AUGUUAAUGUCAAAUAGACCAAUUGUUGUACUAAUAUUAUUAUGGAAUUGUCAAAAUUCAAUGUCCUAUUAUCAUCUUCAUGAAGAUAGUAUUGAUGAAAGAAAUAUUUCAACAAGCACACUAGAGAAUUUUUAUUCAACAACAUCUAUUGAAUCAUCAACAAUAGAAUACACAAGUGUUCCUAAUUAUCAAAUUUUUACUUCAAAUGAUACAAUAACAUCAUUUUUUUCUACAAUCACUGUCUUCAUAACUGAAGUACCUUUAUUAUUUUCCAUUAUAUCUUUAACUAUUCGAACAUCUCGAAUUGAACAACAAGAAUAUUUAUAUUCAGUCGACAUAUUAAUAAAUAGUACAUGUUCAUUAAAACGAGAAUCAAAUGUAACAUUAAUUUUUCAAUCAUUAUCAUUUAAUGAAACUAAACGAUGUUUAUUUCCACCUAAACAUCAUGGAUUAAUGACAUGUGAUAAUUUUACCUAUGGUGUUCAUUAUACAGUUGAUGGAUAUCUAUUAUGUGGUACACGAAAUGUUACUUUAUCAACAAGAAAAGAACUUUAUGAAUCAAUAAAACCAAAAUAUAUAAAUUCAACAAAUAGUCCAACAUCGAUUGAUACAUUAUUUUUCUUACCUGGUUUAUUUUAUAGAUUAAUUACUGAAUUAACAAGUGUUAAUCAAACAUGUUCAAUUGAAUAUUCAUCAAUUUAUUCACCUUUUUAUCAUUGUUUAUUUAAAAAUUUAAUUCCUGCUCAAUGGUUUGUUUUAACUUAUUAUGUAUCAACAGAUAAUGAUCAAGUAUCAUCAGGUGAUGUAACCAUUGUUUAUACGGAAUUGGAAGAUUUUUAUUUUCGAUGUGAACUUAACAAAAAUAAUCAACAAAUUGAUUUUUAUUGGACAAAUCUAAUCGCUUCUGGUUAUGCAAAUUUAACAAUUUCAAUAUUAACCGAAGAAUAUAAACAAUUAGGAAUUAUUUCAUGUGAUCCAUAUAUAUCAAAAAGUAUUUGUUCAACAAAACAAUAUCAUUUAGAAUCAGGUAGAGAAUAUCAUAUAAUAGCUAAAUUAAAAAAAGUAUUACCAAAUUAUAAUGGUCAAAAAACUGGAACAUGUUCUAUCAAAACAAAUCUUAGUGAAAUACCAAUUAAUUCUAUUCGACAUGAAUUUUUAAAUGAAACAAUUGUUCGAUUAACUUGGCUUAAUCAUCCAUUUCAUAUUCAAGUUCGAUUAAGAAAUCUUGAAACAAAUAUAUUAGAAAAUCCUAUAGAAAAUAAUCAGAAAGCUGCUUUAUUCAUUCAUUUAACUGAAGCAAGUAUUUAUCAAUUAGAAUUUAAUAUUUCAAAAAUUUAUUGGUCAUCAUUGAUUCAAAUUACUGAUUAUUAUAUUCAAACAGAUUUUAAAAAAUUAAUCAUUGAAAAUAUAAUUCGAUUAUCUGAAAAUACUUUAAUUGUAAAUAUUAAUCGAUAUGAUUUAUCAAAAAUAAAAAUAAUUUAUUGUAUUGAACAAAUGAUUGAUAAUAGUUUAAAAUUUUGUUCAAUAUCAAAUACAUUUAAUCAACUUAUUCCUGGAUCAAUUUAUAAUAUAUCUGUAAGUAUUUAUCGAGAUUCAUUUGAAAAUAUUUUCAUUUGGAAAAAACAAACUGUAUAUAAACUUGUUAAUACAAAUCCAUCUCCAUUACGAAUUCGUACUUGGAAAGGAAAUGAAUAUUGUGCAGCAGAAUUAAUAAAUACAUAUUCGAUAUUACAUUCAAUAGAAUGUAUAUCAAAUGAAAAAAUUUUAAAUUGUAAUCAACUUCAAUGUGGUUGUCGAUAUCGAUUUCAUAUAUUAUUUAAUCAAACACAUAUUAAUUCAUUAUGUUCAAAAUCACAAUGUGAUAUACAAUUUAAUAAUUCGAAUUUUACAAAUGUUCAUUUUCAAACACCAUUAGAAUCAGUUAAAAAUCUUCGAUUAAUUUCUCUUUCACUAAUAUUAAGAAAAAUUCAAGUUGAUUUUGAUCGACCAUAUGGAUGUUUUGAUCGAUUUAUAUUAAUUUGUGAAACAAUACCAUUAAAACAACGUCGAAUAUUUAUUAAUUCAACUAUUUGUACUGAUUUAAUACCUAAUGAAUUUUAUCGAAUUUAUGUUGAAACAAAAAAAAUUGGAUGGGAAACAGUUAUAUCAAAUAUUAUUGAAACUCGACUUGAUUUAACUUCAAAUAUUAAUAAUGAAAUAACGAAAAAAGGAUCAAGUCUUCAAUCUGUUAUUAUUCCUUGUGUGAUUGCUAUUUUAUUAAUUCUUAUUUUAAUCGUAUUAAUUGCUUUUUAUUUUGCAUAUCGAUAUAAUCGUCGAAAACGAAUGAAUCAACGAGAUCAACAACAAAUAACAACAAUUAAUAAUACAAAUACAACAACAAAAAUGAAUAAUGUUGUUAAUCAAGUUAAUAUAUAUUCAAAUUCACAACCAACAGAAUCAAAAAAAAAUGUUCUAACUUCAAGACCCAUUCAAAUAAAAGAUCUUUCAUUUGAAUAUGAAAAAUUAAUUGCAAAUAAUUAUUAUAACAUAUCGGAUGAAUUUCAUAAACUUCAAAAUAAUCUUCAACAAAUUCCCGAAUUUACACAAUGUAAUCAAUCAUUUAAAAAUCGAUAUAAAGAUAUAAUACCUUAUGAACAUUCACGUGUUAAAUUGAUUCCUGUUGAUGAAUGUGAUUCAGGAUAUAUCAAUGCUAAUUUCAUUAGUGGAUUACAUAAUCCUCGAGAGUAUAUUGCAUGUCAAGGUCCACUUAAAUCAACAAUUAAUGACCAUUGGAAAAUGAUAUGGGAACAAAAUGUUAGAAUUAUUAUUAUGCUUUCAGGACUUGUAGAACGAGGAAUGAAAAAUUUAUUUAUUGAAAAUAAACAAAAAUGA
Messenger RNA from Rotaria sp. Silwood1, 2871 nucleotides. The record is from the annotation of a GenBank genome assembly. Lineage: Eukaryota; Metazoa; Rotifera; Eurotatoria; Philodinida; Philodinidae.